AUGGUGGCCUCUGCUCUGAUCAUGGACCCGAAACCUUUGGAGCCACCGGCUUCUUUCCCGUCGACGAGAUCUGACCCAUAUCUUUCCGAACAGCACCAGUCCUCCGACGAGGACAAUCUCUACAGUUGCCUCAAGUCACUGCAACGGCAGCUCGAGUUCAUCGACAUCCAGGAGGAGUACGUCAAGGACGAGCAGAAGAAUCUCAAGCGAGAGCUUCUUCGGGCCCAAGAAGAGGUCAAGAGGAUCCAGUCGGUUCCCCUCGUCAUUGGCCAGUUCAUGGAAAUGGUUGAUCGGAAUAAUGGGAUAGUGGGCUCAACCACCGGCUCCAAUUACUACGUCAGGAUUCUUAGCACCAUCAAUCGGGAGCUUCUCAAGCCCUCUGCAUCUGUUGCUUUGCAUCGCCAUUCGAAUGCCCUUGUUGAUGUUCUUCCUCCCGAGGCCGACUCCAGUAUCUCCCUUCUCAGCCAGUCGGAGAAGCCUGAUGUCACCUAUUCUGUAUGCCCAAUUCAAUCUUUACUGGAUGUGGUUAUCUUUUAG
Molecule: messenger RNA, 537 nt
Organism: Humulus lupulus (European hop)
Lineage: Eukaryota; Viridiplantae; Streptophyta; Magnoliopsida; Rosales; Cannabaceae
Product: 26S proteasome regulatory subunit 6B homolog
Exons: 1
Coding region: 1-537 (178 amino acids)
Biological process (GO): proteasome-mediated ubiquitin-dependent protein catabolic process
Cellular component (GO): proteasome regulatory particle, base subcomplex
Molecular function (GO): proteasome-activating activity
Source: RefSeq, a predicted model, not a curated record